UUUUUAAGAUAGAAAAUUUUGUUUUAUAUUAUCAUAUUGUUGACGAUAACAAUAAUUCUAAAGAACACGUUUGGUGUAUAGAACAUUUUAAAAAAUUUUCUGAUGAUGAAAGUAAUUUAACAGUAGAAGGUAUUAAUAAUGACUUUGUUGAAGAAGAAAAAGAAAAUUUUGGUGGAAGAGAAUCGAUGAAUCAAAAUAAAAAAUUUAAGACAUUUAAGGAUUGUGCGUCUGACAGGUUUAAAGAUGUUGAAUAUAAAAAACUUUGCUCAAUUGAUGAUAUACAUCUUAUAGCAGAAAAUGACACUGAUAAACAUAUGAACAUAUUUAAAAUCCAAGCGAGACAAGAAAAUUUUACUCUUGGAACUUAUUUUUUAGAGGAAAAAAGAAAAUUUUUAAAUACUGUAAGAUUUUUUGGUGAUACGAAAAAAUCCUCUGUACAAUCAUCAGAUUCUGAAUCUGGUGAAGAUGAAGAAAUUGAUAGCGAAGAUGAAGAUAUUGGUCCUACAGAUUUUGUUGAAUUAAUUAAAGAGUUAGCAAAUCGUUGUAGUCAAUAUGAAAAUAACAUUGACAAUUUGCGCGAAACACUUAUACGAAAAGCAAAGGAACUUGAUUCAAAUAUACAUAAAUGUCGUGAUUUGGACAGACGUGCAAAGGAUUUGGAUGAAAACAUAUUGAUGACUAAGUCAAGAUCAACAAAAGAAAUGGAAGAAACUAUUAAUUUGGCAGAUCAAACUACUCAAGAAAUAGCUGAUAAAUUAACUUCAAUUCAUACACGUAUUCAUGAUAAAAGUGAAAAAUUAAAACAUCAUCAAGAAAUUUUAAAGAAGUUGAAAAAUCAAGUUGAAUUUGAAAAAAAAUCGUCAAAGAUUCUUGCUCAAUGUAGAAUGAUUUUAGGAGCGACAAUUACUUUAAAGUUUUCUAUAAAUACCCGCCAAGAAGUUAUAUACUGUAAGUUUUAUAAUAUUCUCUCUUAACGAUACCGGUUAAAUAAUGUAUAAUUAAGAGAGAUAUUUUAUCCCAAAAAUAAUCAGAUAGAUAGUAAAUAGGUUUUGAUUCAUAAAUCUUACACGCUACAGACAAUGUGAUGUAUUUCGCUGCUAAAGUAUAAAAAAUUUUCUUGUGCUGCGCUGGGAAUGUUCUUCGAUAUUUGUAAUUUCUUUAUUUUGUUACAAUUUGUCUUCCGAAAAAUAUAAAUUGAUCCAUGCGAUAACUCGUAACACGCGUAAUAAAGAUGAACGAGUGAAAAUUGUUAAAAAUGAAGGAUAAGUUAAUUGUUUCAAGCUAUUCACAACAAUCAAAA
Molecule: messenger RNA, 1300 nt
Organism: Rhizophagus irregularis DAOM 181602=DAOM 197198
Lineage: Eukaryota; Fungi; Glomeromycota; Glomeromycetes; Glomerales; Glomeraceae
Source: RefSeq, a predicted model, not a curated record